AUGUAUAAAGUUGAUGAAAAUUAUCCAAUAAAAGACCUCGCACCGGCGUUCCCUUUCCGGGAGGUGCAGCUCAAGCUGGACGUCGACCCGAAACACCAGUUCGAGAUAUUGCCCGAGCUUGGGCGUGGAACGUUCGGGACGGUGUUUCACUGCCGGGAAAAGGGGAGCGGGCUGGAGCUGGCGGCCAAAAUUGUGCCGUACAAGAAGAAGAAGGAUCGCGGUGACAUGGUGCGCGAGAUCGACAUCAUGAGCUGCCUGCACCAUCCGCGGCUGAUCCAGCUGUACGAUGCGUUCGACUACGAGAACAAAUUCUACGUCAUCCUCGAGCUCAUUCAAGGUGGCGAGCUGUUCGAGCGCGUCAUUGACGACGAUUUCGUGCUGACGGAGAAAGCGUGCGCCGUCUUCAUGCGGCAGAUCUGCGAGGGCAUGGAGUACAUUCACAGCCGGAGCAUCAUCCACCUAGACAUGAAGCCGGAAAACAUUCUCUGCCUCACAAAGACGGGCAACCGGAUCAAGAUCAUCGACUUCGGGUUCGCGCGUCGCUACGAUCCGGGCAAAAAGCUGCAGGUGAUGUUCGGCACGGCCGAGUUCGCCGCACCGGAGGUGCUCAAUUUCGACGAAAUCUACUUCUACACCGACAUGUGGAGCCUGGGUGUGAUCUGCUACGUGCUACUGUCCGGACUGUCACCGUUCGUUGGCGGCGACGACCAGGCAACGAUGAACAAUGUCCUCCAGGGUACGUACACGUUCGACUACAAAUCGUUCGACGCGGUGUCGGAAAGUGCGAAGGAUUUCGUCCGCAAGCUGCUGGUGCGGGACGGCGAGAAGCGGCUAACGGCGCGGAAAGCCCUGCGGCAUCCGUGGCUCGCAGAAACGACAGCUCAGAGCACCACCGAGCUAUCUGUGACAAAAACAAAGUUGAAACGCUAUGUUAUCAAGAAGCGCUGGAUCAAGGCGGUCAAUACGAUCAUUGCGCUGCGGCGAAUGGGUGCGCGAAUCGAUUACGAUUUGGUGUGA
Molecule: messenger RNA, 1017 nt
Organism: Anopheles marshallii
Lineage: Eukaryota; Metazoa; Arthropoda; Insecta; Diptera; Culicidae
Product: myosin light chain kinase 2, skeletal/cardiac muscle-like
Exons: 5
Coding region: 1-1017 (338 amino acids)
Biological process (GO): positive regulation of apoptotic process; protein phosphorylation; intracellular signal transduction
Cellular component (GO): nucleus
Molecular function (GO): ATP binding; protein serine/threonine kinase activity
Source: RefSeq, a predicted model, not a curated record